AUGCCCAAUGUAAUAUGUACUCCAAAAAUUGGUUGGUAUUGCCAAGAAUCACACAAUGAAUUAAGGGUUGCUGCGGCACAAGAAGUUAGAAGAGCAUUGACUGGCUCUAUACCUGAAGAUCUUAAAAAUUGUGUUAACAAAUCAGAACUUUUAACUUUAAAAGGAAUUUUUAAAAUUAAUCAAGAAUCUUGUAAUAAUUCAUCAACAACCUCUAAUACUACAUUAUUUUCUAAAGAAUCUUUUAAUAAUAUUUCACCAAUUUUCCCCCCUCUUUUAAAUAUGCAAGCAGCGUCUUUAAAAAAUUGUUUUGGUAAUUAUUUAAUAGAAAAUUUGGAAAUUAUUUUUAGAAGAAAGAAAUAA
This is a messenger RNA of Meloidogyne enterolobii, 360 nucleotides long. The record is from the annotation of a GenBank genome assembly. Lineage: Eukaryota; Metazoa; Nematoda; Chromadorea; Rhabditida; Meloidogynidae.